AUGACCAAGGUCAAGGAUGCUGGUGUAGCCGGACUUGUUGCGUACGCGAUCUGGGAAUUCAUCUUCUGGGCGAUCAGUGUUCCAACAGCUAUCUUUGCUUACCAUCAAACUACCGGAGAGUGGCCCUCCUUUGACAACCCUGAGUCAACUGCCAAGGUCUCUGCUGUCAUCUUCGGCUUCCUCAACGUGGCUCGUGCGCUUGUUCCUGUUCGCAUCGCCAUCACUCUAGCUACCGCUCCUUUCGGUGAGUGCUCCCGAUGA
This is a messenger RNA of Guillardia theta CCMP2712, 261 nucleotides long. RefSeq lists its product as hypothetical. The record is from RefSeq and is a predicted model, not a curated record. NCBI's taxonomy places the organism in Eukaryota, Cryptophyceae, Pyrenomonadales, Geminigeraceae. The coding region runs from base 1 to 261 and encodes 86 amino acids. The transcript is spliced from 3 exons.